Messenger RNA from Cryptomeria japonica (Japanese cedar), 2044 nucleotides. Its product is annotated as receptor homology region, transmembrane domain- and RING domain-containing protein 2. The transcript has 5 exons. The record is from RefSeq and is a predicted model, not a curated record. NCBI's taxonomy places the organism in Eukaryota, Viridiplantae, Streptophyta, Pinopsida, Cupressales, Cupressaceae. Bases 238 to 1590 code for a protein of 450 amino acids.
UCCAGGUCUCCUGUAUCGAAAACAAGUCGGGAUGCGGCUUCACCGCGUUGCAAGAAAUAUAAUAAAAUAAACUAACAAGAUAUUACUAUUAAAAUUAUUCCGACAGUCUAUUCUGCAGCCAGAUUCUCAGCCCUGAAAAUCAUGGCAUGUACAAGAAGACCAUAAUGAAAAUUGAUCUGUAACAAUGACGGAUUUGUCGCUAAAUAUGUGAUACUGAUCUGCCAAAGGGUGCCAGUCAUGCAUCCGAUUAUAGCUGUGGGAGUGCUGUUUACAUUCCUUAUCAUCACCCCCACAUGCUCUGCAAAUGUUCUUCUCAUCGGGAUCAAUUUAACUAUGUCUUUCGAGGACAGGGAAGCAAAUUUCGAUGGAGAAAUAUCACAUACCCUUAAGAAUUCUGUAACAGAAAGCUUAAUACCUUUCUCGACUCAAUGUGAAAAGCCUUCCUUUGUGACACAGUCAGGAGUUUGUGGAACUGUUCAAGUGACAGAACCUUUUGAUGCAUGCUCGCCUCUUGUGAACAAGUCUAUUCCUGGAGAAGAUACAAGCACUCAAUUUGCACUUAUUAAGAGAGGAAUCUGCUCAUUUGACUUAAAAGUACGAAAUGCACAGGCAGCUGGUUUUCAUGCAGCUAUUAUCUACAACAAUGAGGAUGGUGACCAUCUGAUUGAAAUGGGUGGGAUCUCUGGAGGUAUCACAAUACAUGCAGUAUUUAUUUCAAAAGUAUCGGGUCAAACGCUUCUAAAGUAUAGUGGAAACAAAAAUAUUGAAUGCUGUAUAAUCCCUUCAAGAGAGGAUACAGCAUGGACGGUGAUAUUAAUUGCUUUUAUCUCGCUACUUGCCUUAUCUGCUGUGCUUGCAAUUUGUGUCUGUUUAAGGAGUUACCGGUUACGCCGUCGAAGGCGUCGACCUCAGCGUCAUAUUAUGAGUUCUCGAGAAGUAAAAGCUUUACCCAGCCUUAUAUUCACUUCUGUUGUUGAUGACAACUGUACAUCAGAGACGUGUGCUGUGUGUCUUGAGGACUACACAGCAGGAGAUAAACUUCGGGUUCUGCCAUGUUGUCAUAAAUUUCAUGUAAUCUGCAUAGACUCUUGGCUCACCAGGUGGAGGACUUUUUGCCCUGUAUGCAAGCGUGAUAUUAAGGCCAGUAUUAGACAGCCUCCAGCCUCGGAACACACCCCACUUCUAUCUUCAAGUUCCUUAAUUUCUUCCCAUGUUUCAUCAUUUCAGGGAUCUCCAAAUGAGCAUAUAUUUUCGACUUCUAUGCCCUCAUAUGCUUUAUCCUCUUUUCACAGUGUCUCACUAAAUACACCACAAUCAUUUAGCUCCAUCCCAUUUCUGGAGGGAAAUCCUAUCAAUAUUAGAAAUGUAUCCAGACACUCAUCUCUCCAUUCGCUAUAUUCACAUCAAAAUUCUUUACAUAUACCAGGAUCAUUUAUUUCUAGCUAUGCCCCUUUUUCUAUGCCCAGCGUACAAAAUACAUCAAUGCAAAAUACUAGUUCUUUCAGUCGAACCUUGUAUAUUCCAUCUUCCAGUGACUCCUCCUCAAGUAUCUCCCCUCUUACUUCUUAUAUUGCCUUACCAGACAACUGAGGGUAGCAGAGAGUGGUUUUCUGAUGGAUUUAUUUUGUGAGUGACAUCAAAGCACCUACUGUAAUUGAUUCACGGCAUUUGUAUAAAGGAAAAUACGACAUCUCUUUAAUUGAAUUGUAAAGUAUCCUGUAUCAUUAGUUUGUAUAAAUCAUGAUUGAAUUAGAAUCAGUGGUUAGUAAAUGGGGUAGAUUUUAACAAGAGGAUUGAACUGAAUUGCUGCUUAGUCUCUUCUGGAAACUUGGUGGUAAGGGCCUCUGUGCUGUGAAUAAAUACUAAUACUUUAAUGGCCAAUAACAUAGCUUAACAGGUUUUUUUUGUUGUAUAUAAUAUGCAAUCUUUGUUCUCCAAGACUAUGUAAGAUGAUGAAAGUAUUUUGGAGGCAUUUAUUGCUAAUGUAUAUCUGUUCGCGGCCUUUCAGAUGCCAUAAAAAAUGACAUCCAAUUUGCCAACACAA